UCAGUCAACAAAACGCCUGCGGACUCUGACCCCGCCCUGGACACGCCCCUUUUUUCUGCUCGCCAGCUGUAAAGAUGGCCGCUCCGUACCUUCCCACUCCGAACCCCAAUCCAGAGAUCAAAUUUACUCAGCUGUUCAUCAACAAUGAGUUUGUGAACUCUGCGAGUGGGAAGACUUUCCCUACCAUCAACCCAGCUACAGGGGAGAAGAUCUGUGAUGUCCAGGAGGCUGAGAAGGCUGAUGUGGACAAGGCCGUUGCUGCAGCUAGGGCAGCAUUUCAGCUGGGCACGCCGUGGCGGACCAUGGACGCGUCUCAGCGCGGGAGACUCCUGUACAAACUGGCUGAUCUGAUGGAGAGAGACAAGGACUACCUCGCUAACCUGGAGACCCUUGACAACGGGAAGCCCCUGUUUGAGUCGUACUAUGUGGAUGUGCUGGAGCCCAUCAAGAUCGUCAGGUACUUUGCUGGGUGGUGUGACAAGAUCACCGGGAAGACCAUCCCUGUCGAUGGCCCCCACUUCACCUACACCCGCCAUGAGCCAGUGGGUGUGUGUGGACAGAUCAUCCCGUGGAACUUCCCCAUCAACAUGGUGGUGUGGAAGAUUGCUCCUGCCCUGGCCUGUGGGAACACCUGUGUCCUGAAGCCGGCCGAACAGACUCCGCUGACCGCGCUCUACCUGGCCGCACUGGUCAAGGAGGCUGGGUUCCCCCCUGGUGUGGUGAAUGUGCUGGCAGGGUACGGACCGACCUGUGGUGCUCACAUCGUGGAACAUCUGGAUGUGGACAAGGUCGCCUUCACCGGCUCAACUGAGAUUGGUAAGAUCAUCCAGGCAGGGGCUGGCAACAGCAACCUGAAGCGGGUGUCUCUGGAGCUGGGAGGGAAAAGUCCUAACAUCAUCUUUGCUGAUGCUGACAUGGAUCAUGCUGUUGAGGAGGCCCAUCAGGCUCUGUUCUUCAACAUGGGACAGUGCUGCUGUGCUGGGUCCCGUACCUUUGUGGAGGAAUCUGUCUACGACGAGUUCGUCAAGCGCAGCGUGGAACGCGCCAAGAAGCGUACAGUUGGUAGCCCCUUCGACCCAAAGAGUGAGCAGGGCCCACAGAUUGAUGAUGAGCAGUUCCAGAAGAUUCUUGGCCUGAUCGAGUCGGGAAAGACCCAAGGUGCCAAACUGCAGUGUGGCGGAGCUCGUCAUGGUGACAAGGGUUACUUCAUUGAGCCAACCGUGUUCUCCGAUGUGGGAGAUGACAUGACCAUCGCCAAGGAAGAGAUCUUUGGCCCUGUCCAGAGCAUCUUCAAGUUCAAGAACAUGGAGGAGGUGAUCGAACGUGCCAACAACACUACCUACGGACUGGCUGCUGCAGUCUUCACCAAGGACAUCAACAAGGCACUAACCAUUGCUAACUCUGUGAAGGCUGGGACAGUCUGGGUGAACUGCUACAAUGCCAUAACCCCUCAAACUCCGUUUGGAGGCUUCAAGCAGUCUGGAAACGGCCGUGAACUGGGUGAAUAUGCUCUUGAGGAGUACUGUGAGGUCAAGACAGUUACAGUCAAGCUUCCAGGGAAGAUGUAAGCCGCACCAUCCAAGAUUGGCCUGAUGAAAUCGCACUCAAGGUGGCCCACCAGACAGAUACAGGCCCCUAUCCAUGCCAGCAAGAGACUGUGUAUUCAAAGGCUAAGAGAUCAACAACACUAGGUUCACAGGGAUUUCAGUGACGUUUCUUCCAAACCUGUGUAGUGAUCUAAUGCAUUCCAGCUGCCUUAUAAUGAUAUUGAGAACCUUUCAAUUGACUGCUUUAAAACAAUUUACCAUUUCUAAAACUAAAAAAGCUAAUCCAAAAGGACAAAAAUACAAUACUUAUCAUGCUUGCAGAAAGAACUAAUACUGCAUGCUAGUAUGUAAGAGCUGUUGUGCUUAGUAUGAAAAUCACCUACCAUGUUCCUGCAUAUCAGUAGCUGUUACCAGUAUACAUGUGGGCAAGCGGGAUGGUAGAGCAUAGUCUUUUAAGUUAAAAAUACUAAAGAAAAGAGAUGACAGUUGUUAAAAUGAAGAUAAAAAUUCUCUUAUGUUAAUCUCUACAUUGUGCCAUUCAUAAUUAUGUGUUGUCUGAAAGUGCCUUAAUAUAACGCAAAUUAAUUAGAAGUUAAUUAGCUUAACACAUAGAGAGAAAAGGCAGCAUGUUUUUUGCUGAUGUUGACAAGUUUAUAUCUGUUGUCAGUGAGGCAGCCCUGGAUGAUGUAACAUGGUCUUGUUGCAACUAAUUCAUUGUGCAAUUAUGCUUAUGUUCAUGAUGUAUUAAAUUGACUUUUAAAGCAUCUUA
This is a messenger RNA of Branchiostoma floridae (Florida lancelet), 2316 nucleotides long. Its product is annotated as retinal dehydrogenase 2-like. Bases 75 to 1568 code for a protein of 497 amino acids. The record is from RefSeq and is a predicted model, not a curated record. The transcript has 15 exons. NCBI's taxonomy places the organism in Eukaryota, Metazoa, Chordata, Leptocardii, Amphioxiformes, Branchiostomatidae. Gene Ontology annotation, molecular function: aldehyde dehydrogenase (NAD+) activity.